Molecule: messenger RNA, 2981 nt
Organism: Scomber scombrus (Atlantic mackerel)
Lineage: Eukaryota; Metazoa; Chordata; Actinopteri; Scombriformes; Scombridae
Product: serine/threonine-protein kinase MARK1-like
Exons: 18
Coding region: 123-2501 (792 amino acids)
Biological process (GO): intracellular signal transduction; protein phosphorylation; microtubule cytoskeleton organization
Cellular component (GO): cytoplasm
Molecular function (GO): tau-protein kinase activity; ATP binding; protein serine/threonine kinase activity
Source: RefSeq, a predicted model, not a curated record
GCCGCUGUGCGCGGUGUUUACAGGGGAUGUAAAGAGGGGACGGAGGCACCGACGGACCGCGCCGUGUCUGCUCUGCUCUGCCCAGCCCGCUGCAUCGCUGAGCGGCCUGUGAAGCGCACAAGAUGUCGACCAGAACGCCAUUGCCCACGGUGAACGAGCGGGACACCGAGAAUCACUCUUCGGUGGAUGGCUUUGUUGAACCCCCAGUUCCCCCAACAAAGUCUGCAAGCCGCCACAGCCUGCCGCGAUGUCGCAACUCUUUCACCUCUACAGAGGAGCACCCCCACAUUGGUAAUUACCGCCUCCUCAAGACCAUUGGGAAGGGGAAUUUCGCCAAGGUUAAACUGGCACGACAUGUCCUGACUGGACGAGAGGUGGCCGUGAAGAUUAUAGACAAAACCCAGCUGAAUCCCACCAGUCUACAGAAGCUCUUCAGGGAAGUUCGAAUAAUGAAGAUACUAAAUCAUCCAAAUAUAGUGAAAUUGUUUGAGGUGAUUGAGACUGAGAAGACACUUUAUUUGGUGAUGGAGUACGCUAGUGGUGGAGAGGUAUUCGACUAUUUGGUGGCUCAUGGCAGAAUGAAGGAGAAGGAGGCCAGGGCCAAGUUCAGACAGAUUGUGUCUGCUGUGCAGUAUUGUCACCAGAGGAGGAUAGUACACAGGGAUCUAAAGGCAGAGAACCUGUUGUUAGACGCAGAUAUGAACAUCAAGAUAGCUGACUUUGGCUUCAGCAACGAGUUCACUGUAGGCAGUAAGCUGGACACUUUCUGUGGCUCCCCACCCUACGCUGCUCCAGAGCUCUUCCAGGGAAAAAAGUAUGAUGGACCAGAAGUGGACGUCUGGAGCCUUGGAGUUAUCCUCUACACACUGGUCAGCGGAUCACUGCCCUUUGACGGACAGAACCUAAAGGAGCUGAGGGAGAGGGUCCUGCGGGGAAAGUACCGUAUUCCUUUCUACAUGUCCACAGACUGUGAAAACCUACUGAAGAAAUUACUUGUUCUCAACCCUGUCAAACGAGGCAGUUUGGAGCAAAUCAUGAAAGACCAUUGGAUGAAUGUGGGUCAUGAGGAGGAGGAGCUGAAGCCUUACAUCGAGCCUGAGGCGGACUUCAGUGACUCAUCCAGAAUAGAGCUCAUGGUGACGAUGGGCUUCCCUAAAGAUGAGAUCACAGAGUCUCUUCAAAGUCAGAAGUACGAUGAUGUCAUGGCCACUUAUCUACUGUUGGGCAGAAAAGCUCCAGAGUUUGAAGGGAGCGAGCCACUGACUAACAGCAUCCUGGGUCAGCGACAGCGACCGACCAGUGAAGUCAACAACAGCUCCAGCGUUUCUCCCGCCCAUCCCAAGGUCACACGCAGCAUCUCGGCCAAUCAGAAGCAGCGCCGCUACAGUGAUCAUGGUGGGGAUGAUGAUGGUGGUGGUGGUGGUGGUGUCGUAGAGAAGCCAAUGGGUCCAUCCGUGCCGCCGGCAGUAUCGUACACGAAGCGUGGCCAGGCCUUAAGUGUGGAAAGUGACCACAGGGAGGAGUGGGAUGGAGCACGCCGGCUGGAGCUCAGCACUUCAAAAGGAGAUGUUCCUGCCUCACCAAUAGGAGUCCAGGAGAGGAAGAAAACUACAAGUGCUGUGGGGACCAAUGGAUCAAUGACUCGCAGGAACACAUACGUGUGUGAACGAUCCUCCACUGACCGCUACUCUGCUAUUCCCAAUGGCAAAGACAGCAGUUUAACUGAGGUGUCGGGGAGCACCCCAUCGACUGCAAUAAGUUCGACACGACCUCGUCACACCAAGUCCAUGUCAUCGUCAGGACACCCUUCAAAGAGCACACUGCCCCCCAUUGACGACAAUACAGAGCUUAAAGCCAGCUCCUCUCCACGGGGUCCGUCCACCUCUCCAUCUGCACACAGUAUUAGCACCCCGGAGAAGAACCGUUUCCCUCGUGGCACCACUAGUCGUAGCACCUUCCAUGGGGCUCAGCUCAGAGACCGGCGGAGUGCGACCUACAACGGCCCCCCGGCCUCGCCCACACUGUCCCACGAUACAGGGGCUCUCGCUCAGCAACGAAGGGGCACCUCCACUGGUAUCAUCAGCAAGAUCACCUCCAAGUUUGUCCGCAGGGUACCUAGUGAGGGAGAAGCCAGUGCCAGGACAGAAACAUCAAGGAGUGCGUCUGGUGAUACUAAAGAGGAAGUGGGUCGGGACUCCAAGCCCCGCUCACUGCGUUUCACCUGGAGCAUGAAGACCACCUCCUCCAUGGAGCCUGCCGAGAUGAUGAGAGAAAUCCGAAAGGUACUGGACGCCAACAGUUGCGAUUAUGAGCAGCGUGAACGCUUCCUUCUCUUCUGCGUCCAUGGCGAUGCUCGCCAGGACAACCUGGUGCAGUGGGAGAUGGAGGUGUGCAAGCUGCCCCGCCUUUCCCUCAAUGGCGUGCGCUUCAAGAGGAUAUCAGGCACAUCCAUUGCCUUUAAGAAUAUUGCUUGCAAAAUUGCCAAUGAGCUCAAACUGUGACAGCAGAUGGAGUCCCAGUCAGUCUUUGGUGAGCUCUGGUCACAGUCUCAUCUCAUCACUGGAUUAGUGUUGACUUGCAGGACAAAAUUCAGCACUGAAGGUCCUCACCAUGGAGAAUCAGGGUGGACUCGGCUGGUAGUGUGUAAUACUGGCCAUGAAUGUACUGUACAGGGUAGUGGAUCAGAGAGAUAUCGCAAGGUUUAACCUCUGUGACGGAGAGAUAGCAAAAACACCUAACACCUUUUUCUUCUUCCGUCCAGCCCUCUGUCUCUCUCAUCAGUCCACUGCUCCUCGUCAUAGGACACAUUCAAGUAACACAUGCAGUAUGCAACUGAAGAUGACCAUCCUGCAAUAAUGUUUUCAGUCUCUUUUUCUAAACGCCUACUACAAGAUCUACUCUCCUCGCUGAAUAACCAUUAAAAUUACUGAAAGCUAAAAUAGCCGCUUUUCCACCUGUGUUAAGUCAGUAUAUAGAUCAGG